GGCACCCAUCCUCCGAGUACCCCAGGACACCGCACGCGCAGGCAGGCAGCAAUGGAAGGCGCCACAUCGUCCCUCACGCGCUCCCUCUCCCUCGCCCCCCGCCCACGCCGCCGCUCUCACCACAACCUGCCCACCCUCUCCCCCGCGCCCCGCGUGCUCCCGCUCCGCCGCGCCAGAUCUGACGCCCACGACCUCCUCGGAUCCAUGGCCACCGCCGCCGCAGCGGCAACAUCCUCCGCCGCCACCGUCCUCCCCCGCCCACGGACCCUCGACAGGGACAACGACUGCCUCUUCGCCGGCCCGGGCAACGGCAACGGCAACAACGACAACAGAUCCGGCAACGGCGGCGGCGGGGGCGGCAACGGCGGCGGGAGCGGCCAGAGCGCCGGCAUGGGGGAGCACUACCGGCGCGCGCUGAGCCUGGACCCGUCCAACCCGCUGCUGCUGCGCAACUACGGCAAGUUCCUCCACGACGUGCAGCGCGACCUCCCCGGUGCCCAGGACUGCUACGCGCGCGCCAUGCUCGCCUCCCCCGCCGACGCCGACCUGCUCAGCCUCUACGGCCGCGCGCUCUGGGAGGCCGGCCAGGGCCACGGCCAGGCGUAUAGGGACGGCAGCAAGGACCGCGCCGAGGGAUACUUCCAGCGCGCCGUCCAGGCCGCGCCCGACGACUGCCACGUGCUCGCCUCCUACGCCAGCUUCCUCUGGGACGCCGAGGAAGACGACGUGGAGGACCAGGUCGCCUGUGGCUCUCCGGCGUCCUUUGUGCCGGCGUGCUGACACAACCUUGAUCUCGGCCAUCUCAUCUGCGGUCUGCUGUACUGUAACAUAGGAGGCGCGCCGGCUGGAAGCAGGGUGAUGGAGAGGACGGAUUACGUACGGCGGCGGACGUAAUCUGGAGCUGAGGAAGGAGACGACGGAUGACCCGAAAGGAUCCGGAUCGAUCGCCUGGGGAGGCGUCGGUGAAUGACUACUACUGCUCUACUAAAUUAAGUUCUUAAGUUCUAAUCUGCUAGUAUUAACAAUCAAUCGCGCGCCUACUGCACUACUGCAGUGCUUAAUAUGGAGUAUUUUUUUGAGAAUAAAAGGUCAAUUUCUUUCUGUACUCUACUAAUAAUCAGAAUCGAUCGUGAUGCUACACAGAUCGAGCGAGCUUGGAGGAAUGAUGUUGCCUGUUUAAUUACUGUACUGCUCAGCUCGAUCAUCAACUAAUGCUGCUCGAUCAACCUUAA
Messenger RNA from Brachypodium distachyon (stiff brome), 1232 nucleotides. Its product is annotated as transcription factor Sp8. The record is from RefSeq and is a predicted model, not a curated record. NCBI's taxonomy places the organism in Eukaryota, Viridiplantae, Streptophyta, Magnoliopsida, Poales, Poaceae. Bases 52 to 780 code for a protein of 242 amino acids. Gene Ontology annotation, molecular function: protein binding. The transcript has a single exon.